AUGGUCACCGUAUCGCGCCCUGUGGCUCAAGGAACCUUUGAAGAAUAUUACCAGCUGUUCAACACCACAAAUGAUACAACCCAAAUGCGGAUUCUCAAAAACUACCUUCACCCAGCUGUGGCUCCGGAUUUGUCGUUCCACGGCUUCCAGGAAAAAUUCCAACAUGCUACUAAACAAGAGCAGCGCGAAAUUCAUAGGCGGGUCUAUUCCAAACUCAUCCCAUCUCCUUAUCGACCUAGGUCUGCUUACACGAAGGAGAAUCUAAUCCUUCUCGUCCACCCAACCCGUGCAGGUGAAGAAAUGAAAUGUUACCUCCUACCCGGAGCCCUCUUCCAAGGCGGCGUCGGAUACAGAAUCAACUGCUACGAAUUCCUUGAGGCAGUCUACCAGGGUGUCCGAGUCGACGGCAUGAUCCGUGUCAUCAGAAGACUGAUCGACUACUACGAUUUUCUCAUCCCACAAACAGAUGAUCAACGCCUAGACAAAGGCGCCCUGCAAGAUUUAGCCUGGGCCACUCUCGGUGUUCUCGGUCCCAUAUUCGGCCCCAUGCUCAGACGACAGUCCAAGAUCCUCGAUAAAUCCUGCUUCAUCCGUCAGUAUUACAUGGACCUGUACAUGACGAACCUCCUGGGUGAAAAGGUGACCGUCCAACAUCGCGCUGAUAAGACCAUUCCUGUUCUCUUGCGCAUUGGUGUUGACAAUUACGACAAUAUCCUGACUCAUGAGACGACUGGCAUCUUGUGGGAUUGGUACCCUGACUGGGACAACCUGAUUGGGACAAUGUAUGUGAAAGAUGAGAAUGGUGCACCGCAUGCCUUUGAAAUCGAUGAUUUGACUAUGGAUUGGAACCCAGAGGUUCUCACACCUGUUGACGGACCAAAAUGGGUGGUUGUUCCAAGAUGGUCCAAGAUUCGCUCCAGGAGUAACAGCAACAGCAACAACAACAUUACUGCCACCAAGAAUGUCAAUACUGAUGUCGCUGCCGGGGUCACUGCCGAUAUCAAAGCUGAUAAAGUCAUGAAUCUUGGCACGGAAAAUGACGCCGACACGGAAACAGUCAACAAUAACGGUGUCCCUCUUGUCGCAAUUGACCAAUCCCGUCGCCAGAACAACAGCAACAACAAUAAUCAUCAGCACAAUCAGGAACUUCCAUCUCUGGACCAAACAGAGGCAGCCAGAACAUUCCUCCCCGUGCCGUCCCCAUAUUUCAAUCAUGACGGACAGGACACGGCCAUGCCGCGACCUACCCCUGAACCAUACGUACAUGUGAAGUUUCCAAUGCUCGCUGGUGACGCUGACCCCCACUACCCUGAUGACGAUGACUAUGACGAUGAGAUGGUGGAAGUCGAGUAUGAUCAAGAGCAAGAUCCUACACCUUCUGAAAAAGACUCAGAACAAGAAGGAUUCGACCAAAGCCAAUCCCAAGAGCAACAGGCCCAUCCACCGCCUUGGCCACACUAUUCGGACCAGCAACAACAACAACAGCAGCAGCAGCAGCCACAAACUGAGGUUUAUCGGCUAACACAGCCGCUGCUACAAAGGAAUCAAUACACUAUCGAACUUCCAGAAGGAGUACGAAUCGUGGUCUACUUCUCCAAAUCGGGGUCUAGGUCUAGGAGUAGAUCUCGGUCCGGUUAA
Messenger RNA from Rhinocladiella mackenziei CBS 650.93, 1638 nucleotides. RefSeq lists its product as uncharacterized. The coding region runs from base 1 to 1638 and encodes 545 amino acids. The record is from RefSeq and is a predicted model, not a curated record. The transcript has a single exon. NCBI's taxonomy places the organism in Eukaryota, Fungi, Ascomycota, Eurotiomycetes, Chaetothyriales, Herpotrichiellaceae.